AUGUCUCAAAACGACUUCAAGACCGUCUUCACGCCUCUUCCUCGCCUGAAAGGUGAAUCCAACUGGAACACAUGGCGCAUGCUUGUUACAGCGACCCUGCGAGGAUACGACUUCGAGAUAUUCCUCGAGACUGACGUCCCUCGCCCUGCUGACCCUAUCGCUGCAGAGGAAUGGAGAAAGAACCGUAACGUCACGAAUGGUCUCCUCAUGAACGCCAGCGAAUCGGUUCUUGACAGACUCUGCACAGCGGGUUGGGUUGACGAUGGAAACCCUUACGAAUUGUGGCAGGCGCUCGAGAAGCACAUUCCGAGAAUCUCACAAGACGCCACAGCUGCCCUUGUUGACGAGUUUGCCAAGACCACCGCCAACGAUCACAAGACUCUUCACGAUGCCCUCAAUCGCUGUCACCACCUCAGAAAGCGUAUUGAGACCAUUCACGGUCGUCUGCCAGACUCCUUCCUCGCUGUUUUCCUCCUUAACUUCUUUAAGGACCGACUUCCCGAUACGUACAAGCAUUUCACAUCGAAGGGCGCCACCCAUCCCACGUGGAAUGAGGUGGCUGAUACGAUUUACACGCUUGCCCAAGACGAGGAUCAAAAGCGCAGUUAUGCCACUAUUCGCAACACACCUGGAGGCAAGUCUGCUGGCAGUGGGGGUCCUGCCUCUCCAGCCGUCACCACCACCGUCACCUCCACUGUCACUGCCUCCAAGGAAAAGAAGAAGUGCGACCACUGCAACUGUGAUCACGAGACCACAAAGUGCUAUGUCGCCCACCCCAAUCUCAUCCCUCUACACUACGGCCCUCGACGCCCUAUGCGCUCUGCCAAGAUGGAACCACGAGCAAUCAAGGGAUUCCUCGUCGGUUACGGUUCUCUUCGUGGCCACAUUUACUACGUUUACCUGCCUGAUCGAAAGGAGGUUAUUCGCUGCAGAGAUGUUCGAUUUCGUGAGGAACCGCACAAGACAGUGUUGCCUCCAACUACUGGCACACCCAACAUUGAUGAAAUUGAACAUGAUGCUGCGUUUGUCGAACCAGAUAUCAUCAUCCAGUACACCAUCCGUCAGAAGCCUAUUGAAGGUGAAAAACCCGUGACUGGUGAUCCCAAACCAGAUGAGACCAUCGUUGAAAAAGCGAUGGCACCCACUGAUACACAUCUCAUGUCUCCGCCACCAGAGAACCUGUUGGAGACCACUGCUACACCUCGUGACAGCAUUACUAACGAAUUGAAUGAUGACGAAUUCAGUCCUCUCGACCUCGCCGCGCCUCAGCCCAGCGACCACCUGGUCACUACCGAGCCGCCAGUGGCGUACGCUCCUAUGCUAAAAAGACUUUUCUAUCUGCUGACAUUCCAGCUUCACUAA
This is a messenger RNA of Colletotrichum truncatum, 1362 nucleotides long. Lineage: Eukaryota; Fungi; Ascomycota; Sordariomycetes; Glomerellales; Glomerellaceae. The record is from RefSeq and is a predicted model, not a curated record.